Molecule: messenger RNA, 4443 nt
Organism: Mandrillus leucophaeus (drill)
Lineage: Eukaryota; Metazoa; Chordata; Mammalia; Primates; Cercopithecidae
Gene: BLM
Product: Bloom syndrome, RecQ helicase-like
Exons: 22
Coding region: 113-4267 (1384 amino acids)
Biological process (GO): double-strand break repair via homologous recombination; telomere maintenance; DNA replication
Cellular component (GO): cytoplasm; nucleus; chromosome
Molecular function (GO): DNA binding; hydrolase activity, acting on acid anhydrides, in phosphorus-containing anhydrides; 3'-5' DNA helicase activity
Source: RefSeq, a predicted model, not a curated record
AAUAGGCAGACUUCCGGCGCGAAGUGAGCGAGAUCUCUGCGCGGCAGCCGUGGUCGCGCCGCGGGGAGUUUGUAUCCUGGUUCCGCCCGCUUGGAGUCUGCAUGCGAGGAUUAUGGCUGCUGUUCCUCAGAAUAAUCUACAGGAGCAACUAGAACGUCAUUCAGCCAGAACACUUAAUAAUAAAUUAAGUCUUUCAAAACCAAAAUUUUCAGGUUUCACUUUUAAAAAGAAAACAUCUUCAGAUAACAAUGUGUCUGUCACUAAUGUGUCAGUAGCAAAAACACCUGUAUUAAGAAAUAAAGAUGUUAAUGUUACCGAAGACUUUUCCUUCAGUGAACCUCCACCUGACACCACAAAUCAGCAGAGGGUCAAGGACUUCUUUAAAAAUGCUCCCGCAGGACAGCAAACACAGAGAGUUGGCUCAAAACCAUUAUUGCCAGAUUUCUUGCAGACUCCAAAGGAAGUUUUAUGCACUACCCAAAACACACCAACUGUAAAGAAAUCCUGGAAUACUGCUCUCAAGAAAUUAGAAUUUAGUUCUUCACCAGAUUCUUUCAGAACCAUCAAUGAUUGGGAUGAUAUGGAUGACUUUGAUACUUCUGGGACUUCAAAGGCAUUUGUUACACCACCCCAAAGUCACUUUGUAAGAGUAAGCACUGCUCAGAAAUCAAAAAAGGCUAAGAGAAACUUUUUUAAAGCACAGCUUUAUACAACAAACACAGUAAAGGCUGAUUUGCCUCCGUCCUUCUCUGAAAGCGAGCAAAUAGAUUUGACUAAGGAACAGAAGGAUGACUCAGAAUGGUUAAGCAGCAAUGUGAUUUGCAUUGAUGAUGGCCCCAUUGGUGAAGUGCAUAUAAAUGAAGAUGCUCAGGAAAGUGACUCUUUGAAAACUCAUUUGGAAGAUGAAAGAGAUAAUAGCGAAAAGAAGAAGAAUUUGGAAGAAGCUGAAUUACAUUCAACUGAGAAAGUUCCAUGUAUUGAAUUUGAUGAUGAUGAUUAUGAUAUAGAUUUUGUUCCACCUUCUCCAGAAGAAAUUUCUGCUUCUUAUUCCUCUUCAAAAUGCCUUAGUAUGUUAAAGGACCUUGACACCUCUGACAGAAAAGAGGAUGUUCUUAGCACAUCAAAAGAUCUUUUGUCAAAACCUGAGAAAAUGAGUACACAGGAGCCGAAUCCAGAAACCAGCACAGACUGUGACGCUAGACAGAUAAAUUUACAGCAGCAGCUUAUUCACGUGAUGGACCACAUCUGUAAAUUAAUUGAUACUAUUCCUGCUGAUAAACUGAAACUUUUGGAUUGUGGGAACGAACUGCUUCAGCAGCGGAACAUAAGAAGGAAACUUCUAACAGAAGUAGAUUUUAAUAAAAGUGAUGCCAGUCUUCUUGGCUCCGUGUGGAGAUGCAGGCCUGAUUCACUUGAUGGCCCUGUGGAGGGUGAUUCCUGCUCUGCAGGGAAUUCUAUGAAGGAGUUAAAUUUUUCACACCUUCCCUCAAAUUCUGUUUCCCCUGGAGACUAUUUACUGACUACCACCCUAGGAAAGACAGGAUUCUCAGCCACCAGGGAGAAUCUUUUUGAAAGGCCUUCAUUCAAUACCCCUUUACAGAAGUCCUUUGUAAGUAGCAACUGGGCUGAAACACCAAGACUAGGAAAAAAAAAUGAAAGCUCUUAUUUCCCAGGAAAUGUUCUCACAAGCACUGCUGUGAAAGAUCCAAAUAAACAUACUGCUUCAAUAAAUGACUUAGAAAGAGAAACCCAGCCUUCAUAUGAUAUUGAUAAUUUUGACAUAGAUGACUUUGAUGAUGAUGAUGACUGGGAAAACAUAAUGCAUAAUUUAGCAGCCAGCAAAUCUUCCACAGCUGCCUAUCAACCCAUCAAGGAAGGUCGGCCAAUUAAAUCAGUAUCGGAAAGACUUUCUUCAGCCAAGACAAACUGUCUUCCAGUGGCAUCUACUGCUCAAAAUAUAAACUUCUCGGAGUCAAUUCAGAAUCACACUGACAAGUCAGCACAAAAUUUAGCAUCCAGAAAUCUGAAACAUGAACGUUUCCAAAGUCUUAGUUUUCCUCAUACAAAGGAAAUGAUGAAGAUUUUUCAUAAAAAAUUUGGCCUGCAUAAUUUUAGAACUAAUCAGCUAGAGGCGAUCAAUGCUGCACUGCUUGGUGAAGACUGUUUUAUCCUGAUGCCGACUGGGUUUCAAGAGGGCAUUUUUAAGAUUCCAGCUACAUAUCUGACAGGUGAUAAGACUGACUCAGAAGCUACAAAUAUUUACCUCCAGUUAUCAAAAAAAGACCCAAUCAUAAAACUUCUGUAUGUCACUCCAGAAAAGAUCUGUGCAAGUAACAGACUCAUUUCUACACUGGAGAAUCUCUAUGAGAGGAAGCUCUUGGCACGUUUUGUUAUUGAUGAAGCACAUUGUGUCAGUCAGUGGGGACAUGAUUUUCGUCAAGAUUACAAAAGAAUGAAUAUGCUUCGCCAGAAGUUUCCUUCUGUUCCGGUGAUGGCUCUUACGGCCACAGCUAAUCCCAGGGUACAGAAGGACAUCCUCACUCAGCUGAAGAUUCUCAGACCUCAGGUGUUUAGCAUGAGCUUUAACAGACAUAAUCUGAAAUACUAUGUAUUACCGAAAAAGCCUAAAAAGGUGGCAUUUGACUGCCUAGAAUGGAUCAGAAAACACUACCCAUAUGACUCAGGGAUAAUUUACUGCCUCUCCAGGCGAGAAUGUGACACCAUGGCCGACACAUUACAGAGAGAUGGGCUCGCUGCUCUUGCUUACCAUGCUGGCCUCAGUGAUUCUGCCAGAGAUGAAGUGCAGCAGAAGUGGAUUAAUCAGGAUGGCUGUCAGGUUAUCUGUGCGACAAUUGCAUUUGGAAUGGGGAUUGACAAACCGGAUGUGCGAUUUGUGAUUCAUGCAUCUCUCCCUAAAUCUAUGGAGGGUUACUACCAAGAAUCUGGCAGAGCUGGAAGAGAUGGGGAAAUAUCUCACUGCCUGCUUUUCUAUACCUAUCAUGAUGUGACCAGACUGAAAAGACUUAUAAUAAUGGAAAAAGAUGGAAACCAUCAUACAAGAGAAACUCAUUUCAAUAAUUUGUAUAGCAUGGUACAUUACUGUGAAAAUAUAACGGAAUGCAGGAGAAUACAGCUUUUGGCCUAUUUUGGUGAAAAUGGAUUUAAUCCUGAUUUUUGUAAGAAAUACCCAGAUGUUUCUUGUGAUAACUGCUGUAAAACAAAGGAUUAUAAAACAAGAGAUGUGACUGAUGAUGUGAAAAGUAUUAUAAGAUUUGUUCAAGAACAUAGUUCAUCACAAGGAACGAGAAAUAUAAAACAUGUAGGUCCUUCUGGAAGAUUUACUAUGAAUAUGCUGGUUGACAUUUUCUUGGGGAGUAAGAGUGCAAAAAUCCAGUCAGGUAUAUUUGGAAAAGGAUCUGCUUAUUCACGACACAAUGCCGAAAGACUUUUUAAAAAGCUGAUACUUGACAAGAUUUUGGAUGAAGACUUAUAUAUCAAUGCCAAUGACCAGGCAAUCGCUUAUGUGAUGCUCGGAAAUAAAGCCCAAACUGUACUAAAUGGCAAUUUAAAGGUAGACUUUAUGGAAACAGAAAAUUCCAGCAGUGUGAAAAAACAAAAAGCGUUAGUAGCAAAAGUAUCUCAGAGGGAAGAGAUGGUUAAAAAAUGUCUUGGAGAACUUACAGAAGUCUGCAAAUCUCUGGGGAAAGUUUUUGGUGUCCAUUACUUCAAUAUUUUUAACACCGUCACUCUCAAGAAGCUUGCAGAAUCUUUAUCUUCCGAUCCUGAGGUUUUGCUUCAAAUUGAUGGUGUUACUGAAGACAAACUGGAAAAAUAUGGUGCGGAAGUGAUUUCAGUAUUACAGAAAUACUCUGAGUGGACAUCGCCAGCUGAAGACAGUUCCCCAGGGAUGAGCCUGUCCGGCAGCAGAGGCCCCGGAAGAAGUACCGCUGAGGAGCUCGACGAGGAAAUAUCCGUAUCUUCCCACUACUUUACAAGUAAAACCAGAAAUGAAAGGAAGAGGAAAAAGAUGCCAGCCUCCCAAAGGCCUAAGAGGAGAAAAACUGCUUCCAGUGGUUCCAAGGCAAAGGGGGGGUCUGCCACAUGUAGAAAGAUAUCUUCCAAAACGAAAUCCUCCAGCAUCAUUGGAUCCAGUUCAGCCUCACAUACUUCUCAAGUGACAUCAGGAGCCAAUAGAAAAUUGGGGAUUAUGGCUCCACCGAAGCCUAUAAAUAGGCCAUUUCUUAAGCCUUCGUAUGUAUUCUCAUAACAACCGAAUCUCAAUGUACAUAGACCCUCCUUCUUGUUUGUCAGCAUCUGACCAUCUGUGACUAUAAAGCUGUUAUUCUUCUUAUACCAUUUGAAAUUUUUACUCGUCUCUAUUAAUAUUUAAAUAAAUGCUGGGGGUGAUAGUUCUUUUUAAAAUAAACAUUUUCUUUUGAAUAA